AUGUCUGGACGUGGAAAAGGAGGAAAGGGACUGGGCAAGGGAGGAGCCAAGCGUCACCGCAAGAUCCUGCGUGACAACAUCCAGGGCAUCACCAAGCCUGCUAUUCGUCGUCUUGCCCGUCGUGGCGGUGUCAAGCGUAUCUCUGGUCUCAUCUACGAGGAGACACGCGGUGUUCUCAAGACUUUCCUCGAGGGCGUCAUUCGGGAUGCAGUUACCUACACAGAGCACGCCAAGCGCAAGACUGUCACCUCGCUCGAUGUGGUGUACGCACUCAAACGUCAAGGCAGGACCAUCUACGGUUUCGGUGGCUAG
Protomyces lactucae-debilis is the source of this 312-nucleotide messenger RNA. Its product is annotated as histone-fold-containing protein. Gene Ontology annotation, cellular component: nucleosome. Gene Ontology annotation, molecular function: protein heterodimerization activity; structural constituent of chromatin; DNA binding. The coding region runs from base 1 to 312 and encodes 103 amino acids. The record is from RefSeq and is a predicted model, not a curated record. Gene Ontology annotation, biological process: nucleosome assembly. The transcript has a single exon. Lineage: Eukaryota; Fungi; Ascomycota; Taphrinomycetes; Taphrinales; Protomycetaceae.